This is a messenger RNA of Camelina sativa (false flax), 535 nucleotides long. RefSeq names its product LOB domain-containing protein 9-like. NCBI's taxonomy places the organism in Eukaryota, Viridiplantae, Streptophyta, Magnoliopsida, Brassicales, Brassicaceae. The record is from RefSeq and is a predicted model, not a curated record.
GUCAAACAAAAUCUAAAAAAGAAGGAGUUGAAAAUCAUAAUGGACGUCCAAAUAAUCAAUGUUGUUAUUCGUGAACCAUGUGCUUUGUGUACCACCACAAACAAAACCUGCUCUCAAAAUUGCGAAUUUGCACCUUAUUUCCCUGCAGAAAAAAAACUAGAGUAUAAAAAUGCACAUGAAUUAUUUGGUACCCCAAGUAUUAUGAAGAUGAUGCGAUUCGCACCCACAACAGAAGAAAAAUGCAUGUUGGCAUCAUCUAUACUCACAGAAGGUAAGGUUUGGAAAGAUUAUCCAGCGAAAGGUGGAUUUGAAACGAUCCGAAAACUAAAGUGGGAAAUUUUACAACGUAAAUUCUACCUCAAUAAACUAAAGGAGAAGAUGAAAGUUGUAGAAGAAGAAACCAAACUGGGUCUUUAAAUAAAUGAUACAAUAUGUUGUAUAUCAUUUAUGGAUAUCACAUAUCUUAUAUCAUUUAUCUAUCUUUUUUUAUUUGUUAAAUAUUUAUGAUUAUGUGAAUCAGAAUAAAAUGUAUUGA